AUGUUGUAUGAAACCAUUGCAGUCUCCCUUUUUGCUUGUCCUCCGAUGCCCGUGCUACCAGCGGCUUGCAGCAUCAUGUUCGCUGCUCGCAUGUCACGCUCACAGUCAUACUCACACGCUUACUUGUUUAUCCAUUCUUCCCCACAGUUUUCAAAGAAAAGAGAGACUGCUCGCAGUCUAAGAACAUUUAUACCCACCACCAAGGUCAUUGGCCUAAAAUUUGAAAGAAAUGAAAUUUUAAAGGAGUGGGGUGGGAGUUCGUUCCAAAAAGCCUUUCUUGGGAAGGCUGGACAGCCAGCUCCCAAAUUAAAGAGAAUUAACGAAGAGGAAGAAAAUGCCAGCCAGUCAUCUUCUAGACAAAAGUUAUCGUCACAUCCUGUUACAGAGAGCAAUGGACAUGCAGGGAGGAUUAGAGAGAACGAGGAAAGUGGUGACGAGUCUUCUACAAAGCAGUCGGGUAAAGUUGUGACGCCGCCUUCCUCAGCCAAUGGCCAUGUCCCUCAUGAUUCACAAGGGAAACCUGCGAACGGCAGUGGAGUCUUGGCGAGUGACGAGCAAACGAACGAAGAGACUGAGAGAGGUACUGCAGACGGUGCGCCCCGUGUCGAGGAAAACGCUGACGAGCUUGAAAAUACGGCGCCUGAAAAUAGCGGGAGUUCCGCGCAGGAAAAUCAAUCUAGAAAGGAAGAGUCUAUCGAAGACGCAGCACCCUUGCCUAAUGACAAGGCUACUGCUGAGUUGGAACAGCCUGUUGUUAUGAUAAGCGGUGCGGCGGUGGGCGAGGUUGGUGGUCCAAGUGGGUCAGAUGGUAAUGAUGUAAAACCUGAAGCUGUCGAGGGAAAACCGAGUGGAAUGGAGGACGUUUCUCUUGGUGACGAGGCUGGUGUAGGGACUGCUGGGACCGAUCUGGUUCAAAACAAGGUUGCUAGUGAAGCUGUCGAGGGAAAACCGAGUGAAAUAGAGGACGUUUCUGUUGGUGGCGAGCCUGGUGUAGCGGCUGCUAAGAACGACUUGGUGCAAAACAAGGUUGCUAAUGAAGUCAGCUUAUCUGGCGAGACUGAAACGGGUCCUUCGCUUCAUGAGACUAAUACUGCGAGCGCAACUUCUGGCAUCGAUAGUGGCCCAGCUGAGACUGACAUAGCGCAACACAGGGUUGCUAGUGGAGGCAGCAUAUCGGGAGAGAUUGAAAUUGACCCUGUAGUUGAUCAGUCCAAGAGGGCCAGUAUAGCUGCAAGUGAGCAUUCUUCUGCGCCUUCCGACAACGAUGUGAAUUUAUCACGUCAAAAUCGUGGAUCUGUUGAGCUGGAUUCUGUAUCACCCGCUACUCAGGAAGGUGCGCAACCUAUUCAGCCAAGAGAAAUCUCUCAAGAGGAUUCUGCUUCGUUCGCACAAAAAGAGAGCUCAUUUCCUGUCGAAGCUUCAGUAUCUUCUCAACUAGCAGAAGCCUCUAGAAAGGAUUCAGUUGCGCUCGACAGGAAAGACAGUGUUGCUGCAGCCAAUCACGAUUUUGCGGUGAAGAGUGACAGUAUUCACGAACGAAUAUGCACUUUAACGGCGAGUGUUCUAAUAGGUUCUUUAGACGACCCACAGGGUGAACGAACUGUCACUUUACACGGGUCUGUGUAUCGUCUACCCGGCCUGACCACGCCCAAACCCGGCGACAAAAUCGGAUUCGUCACAGGCGACGUCACUUCUACCUCUGUCGACAAUGAAUCGAAUAACAAGGUAGCCACCCUCCGGGGCGAUCUUUUGGCCGUUUCUGGAAACGCGGCGUCGCACGGGCAGAUCGCGACCGCAUCAAUAGAUGUGUUGUCUUGUGCAAACGGGGAAAAGGUAGCUACAAUUACCGCAGACGUUGCUCCGAAUGAUGAUUCGGAUAGCGCGACUGGAGUCAUUUCAGGAGAAGUUCUCGGCGCGUCCGAAAGUGGUUCAUACGAUGAGAAAAUUGGAACUUUAGCGGGCAAGGUUGUCACGUUGACUUUUGACGAAGACACAAUCUCUAUUAACAGCUCAGAUGGAGAAUUUCUGAAACAAAGGCGAGAAAGCUGUUUUAUUUGAAUCAAAUCAAGGCGUACUGUCCAUUUUUUCAGUAGCGGAUCUCGUUUGAAUUAAUCGUGUUUCCUAAUUUUUUUUUCACGCAAACUCGGAACUUUUGAAAACGCUUUCUUUACCUUUUCUUUAUACUAUCAGCAUUUUUUUUUUAUCUUUUUAAAAGAUAUACAUUUAGUGUAAUAAGCUUACGUGAGCUUGCGGUUACAGGGCUUAAUAUUUAUUCACAAUUUAAUGAAAGUGAAACAGUAUUUAAUAUAUUUUUGUUGAAUUAUAAUUUUCGCCAGGCGGAUCAGUCUCGGAGUUAAGAUUAGAAUUGAACUGUAGGGUAGGGCAAAUGUAUUCACACGUUUAAUGUAUAGUGCUCCUAAUAUUUUAGUUAUUAUCCUAACACACUUUUAAAAAGACAUCAGGUAUAAAUUACCCCGAAUGUUCAUAGUUCAAGAAUGGUGCACCAGCUUAGCUAACAAUUGUUCAUAUAAUAUUCCAUCAAUUCAAUAUAAUUCCAUAUUAGAGCGUAAAAUUUCCCUUACUUCUUGGAUUAUGUGUAUGUACAUUUAAUAAAAAAAAGCAACAACAGGCUAUAUGUUUGUCUUCCGUU
Orbicella faveolata is the source of this 2650-nucleotide messenger RNA. RefSeq lists its product as uncharacterized. NCBI's taxonomy places the organism in Eukaryota, Metazoa, Cnidaria, Anthozoa, Scleractinia, Merulinidae. The record is from RefSeq and is a predicted model, not a curated record.